Trichoderma virens Gv29-8 is the source of this 1746-nucleotide messenger RNA. RefSeq lists its product as uncharacterized. The transcript has 5 exons. Lineage: Eukaryota; Fungi; Ascomycota; Sordariomycetes; Hypocreales; Hypocreaceae. The record is from RefSeq and is a predicted model, not a curated record. Gene Ontology annotation, molecular function: flavin adenine dinucleotide binding; N,N-dimethylaniline monooxygenase activity; NADP binding. Bases 1 to 1746 code for a protein of 581 amino acids.
AUGCUUGCACCGUCAAAACCCCGUGGAUAUGGAUCCUCAGGCAGUACGUUUUAUCCCAUGGUUAUACUAGGGGCCGGUAUGGGAGGCAUUGGUAUGGCUUGCCAGUUGAAAAAAAAGAUUGGCUUUGAUCAAUUUCAUAUUUUUGAGCGCCAGUCCGGUAUUGGAGGGACAUGGUGGAUAAACAGAUACCCCGGUGUUGCAUGUGACAUCCCAGCCAUAUUCUAUUCAUUUUCAUUUUAUCAGAAUCCCAACUGGUCGUCAUUCUUUCCCAGCGGAGAAGAAAUACUGCGAUAUCAGCAGUCCGUUGUCGAAAAAUUUCAGCUUAUUGACAAGAUACAGCUAAAUUCUGACGUUGUCCAUUGUCAGUGGGAUGACUUUAAGAAUGAAUGGAAAAUUACCGUCCGCCAUUUGGUUCCUGGUAUGGGUGAUCUCUCUGCCGCGGAACGACAAAAUUUGGAAAACCUCAAAGGUCCCGAUGCGGUCUAUGUCUCGUCAGAGAUCGUACGAUGUAAAGUACUUGUGAGUGCGGUUGGGGGUCUGGUAGAGCCGCGGGGCUGGCCGUCGGAUGUUUCGGGCCGUGACGAGUUUCAGGGUGAAGUUUUUCAUUCAGCUAGAUGGAAUGAGAAAGUUAAUCUCGUUGGAAAGAACGUUCUCGUGGUGGGUACAGGUUGCAGCGCGGCUCAGAUUGUUCCAAAACUUCUUACUGAAAAGGGUGCCAAAAGAGUGACCCAAGUAAUGCGAGAGGCACCUUGGGUUGUUCCAAGAUUAACACCACCAUUUGGAGAAGAGGGUUGGAGCAAAUUUGCGCCAAAAGUAUUCAGGACAGUCCCAGGUUUGAUGGAUUUUAUUCGGAAGAUUGUGGCUAUUCAAAUUGAUGCCACUUUUACUUAUUUCGGGGCAUCAGAAUCUAGCCAACGAGCACGGAAGAAGUUACGAGAGGAUCUACUUGCUCACCUUCAUAACACGGCUCCAAAGAAGUACCACCAACUUCUCACUCCCAAUUACGAUGUCGGCUGUAAGCGUCGAAUAUUCGACACCGAUUGGUUCCCAAGUCUAGCUGAUCCUCGCCUUGAGCUCACUACACUGGGACUCAAAAGCGUAAAAAGCACUACUGCGAUCCUGGCGCCAUCUCGGAAGACACAUCCAUCAGAAGCUCAGAUGGAUGAAAAAAAAAUACCCUGUGACAUCAUUAUCCUUGCCAACGGCUUCGAAGUAAGCAGCUGGUUCCAUCCGCUAAUGGUUGUCGGUAUAAACGGAGAAAGUCUGAAUUCUGUCUUUGACAAGAGAGGAGGACCUCAGAUGUACAAGGGAACUGCAUUAGAUGGGUUCCCAAACUUUUUUGCGUUGUUUGGCCCUAAUUCCUUCAGCGGACAUUCCAGCGUCAUCUUGGGCCUGGAGAACCAGAUCACCCAUGCCAUUCAGCUUAUCCGCCCACUAUUACAAAACGAUAUAUCCAUGAUUAAUUUAAAAACAGAGGCGGCGUUAUCUUACAACUACGGAAUACAAGCCGCCUUGAAGAACAUGGUCUGGAAUAGCGGCGGUUGUUCAAGUUGGUACCUAUCCAGCAAUGGUCACAAUUCAGUGAAUUAUCCGUAUAGCAUGCUGUGGCAAAGCUGGACAUGUCUGUAUCCUACAUGGUCCCACUGGAAUAUAUCAUGGACUUCCCAAGGCCUCCCAUACAACGACAAACAGCAGGGCAAGAGAGUAGCCACAGGUUCGACUGGUACGGCUCAUAGUGCCCCAUGA